AUGCCUGGCAUUGAGGCGCCCGAGAAGUCCGGCCUGGAGGGCCAACGGCGGAAUCAAGGCGACACAGCAGCAAGCAAGCUGCCCUCCUUCUACUCCCCACGGACAACUCCUCGCGAUGGUGACAGCGACGUCGACGUUCCUGCCGCGGCGCUCGAUGGCCAAGCGCCAGCAGCUCCUCAGACACAGCAGCCACCAACCUCCAACCCAGACCAGGACGAGGCCUUGAUAGCCGAGCCACCGCCAUCUCUCCUCAGCCCCUCCUUCACCCCUCCCUCGACGCCGGGCACUGCUACGCCGCUUACAUCUGUCUCUUCCGUCACCGGCGCAUCCAUUGGGCCACCUUCCACCACUCUACGCCCAGCACGCGCUGUACCCGUCGACUCCACGCUACCCGACUCCACAUCCGGCUGCGGCACCAAGCGCCCGCGCCUCGUCGAGCGCCUGCCACAGGUUGAGUGCAUCGUCCGGGCACGCAUACCCACUGUCGCCGGCACGGAGAUGUUUUUGCACCUGUACUCGAACGAUGUGGACAACAAGGAGCAUCUGGCCAUUGUGUUCGGGGAGAACAUACGGAGCAAGAGCUUGGACGAGCCCCGGCCGGGGGAGACGGAGACCGACCGGAUGGUGCGCGGGGCCUACGUAGGGAGGCUGUUCCCCGGCCGCACCAGUAGCGGCAUGCCACAUGGCCAGGCCGAGGGGGGCGACGCGGCCGUGUCACAAGGGAGCGGCGAAAUCCCCCUCGUGCGCAUACACAGCGAGUGCUACACAGGCGAGACGGCGUGGUCGGCGCGGUGCGACUGCGGCGAGCAACUGGACGAGGCGGCCCGGCUGAUGUCGCUGCCGUCGAACAAGGCCGGCGGCAUCAUCAUCUACCUGAGGCAGGAGGGGCGGGGCAUCGGGCUCGGGGAGAAGCUCAAGGCGUACAACCUGCAGGACCUCGGCUCGGACACGGUCGAGGCGAACCUGCUGCUGAGGCACCCCGCGGACGCGCGGAGCUACGGGCUGGCCACGGCCAUGCUGGCGGACCUGGGCCAGAGGGACAUCAAGCUGCUGACCAACAACCCGGACAAGAUCCGGGCGGUGGAAGGGCCUAACAGGGAGAUCGUGGUCAGGGAGCGGGUUGAGAUGGUGCCCCUAAGCUGGAGGGGCCGGGGCGGCUUCAGGAGCAAGGAAGUGGAGGGAUAUUUGAAGACCAAGAUCGAGAAGAUGGGGCAUAUGCUCGACAUGGACUCGGGCCCACAGUGA
This is a messenger RNA of Diaporthe citri, 1245 nucleotides long. RefSeq lists its product as uncharacterized. Bases 1 to 1245 code for a protein of 414 amino acids. Gene Ontology annotation, molecular function: GTP cyclohydrolase II activity. The record is from RefSeq and is a predicted model, not a curated record. NCBI's taxonomy places the organism in Eukaryota, Fungi, Ascomycota, Sordariomycetes, Diaporthales, Diaporthaceae. Gene Ontology annotation, biological process: riboflavin biosynthetic process. The transcript has 2 exons.